This is a messenger RNA of Cylicocyclus nassatus, 1300 nucleotides long. Lineage: Eukaryota; Metazoa; Nematoda; Chromadorea; Rhabditida; Strongylidae. The record is from the annotation of a GenBank genome assembly.
CAUGUCCGCAAUGAUGUCGAUAUCUAUCCUAGUCGCUAUUCUAACGUGUGUUGGAGCCGAACUUUGUCAAAUACACAAUGCGAAUGACUUAACAAACGCAAAGGUUUGUACGGAAUUGGAGCUCUACGCCAAUGAUGAAGUCAUGAAAAGUCCGCUACUAUUUGAUAAAAUCAGAAUGGCAACCACAUAUCGGCAUUUCGAGUUGAAUGGCACAAAGCUGGAAAAGAUCAGUGAAGCAAGGGAAGUUCUGCUACCGAAAGGUGCCACUGUGACAAUAUUGGACAAUGCGAAUCUUCAAGAAUUGCCUAAAUUCAAUAUCGUUGAUGCUAAUGCCAUCAAACUGUCAGUCAUUGGAAAUCCCAAAUUAGAUACGAGGCAGCUGCUUAUGGAAUGUGAGAAGAAGCGUUGCAGUCAGGAUACGUUAAACAGCAUUCAAGUACCAUAUUCUUGCCGAGCCAUUGCGCCAUUGCCAGCUACCUGUCGUAUCGUAUUUGGCACAAUUCCAUUACAUUUACAUCACUAUUCAUGGGGCACCAUUGAAAUCCUUUACGGGACAAUUACCCUGGAGAAUUCUCAGCUAAAACGAGCCCCAAAGCUUGAAAUGCUCGAGCAGGUCAUACAGCUAAAGAAUACGCCGGUGCUGGUGGUGAAGAACAACUCAAAGCUGGAAGAGAUCGACUCGCUGCUCGAUUUGAACUACGUCAUCAUCGAUAACCAGACGGGUCCCGUACAGAUUGAGAAAAACCCGAAUCUGUGUAUAGGUGUGAACCAUGCUGACAAUCUGUUCGUGAAGCGGUACAUGAAAAAUGUGGACCCAUGCAUUUAUGGACGUAAAAUGGUCGAAGUUUCAGAAAAUAGGAAAGCUCGAGAGUUACAAGAAGGUAAUGUAGAACCAUCUACUGGCUAUGAAUAUGAAACAGCUUCUGACUAUGAAGGUGAUUAUGAGAAUACACGAACAACAGAGCCAGAACCGAUAGAGAUCACCAGCAACGGCGCACCGCCCGCACCACCAGCAGUGAAUUUUCUCACAACUGAAGGGGAUAAGAACCCCGAAAUGACGACGGUAGAUCAAAAUAUGACAAGGAUAUCAGCAAGUGAGGUUCCGAGAGUGGAAUCAAGUGAAUCGCUUGUUGUUAUUACAAAAACGGAGAUUGAUGGAACGACAGAAUCUGUAACGUCAUCGACAACGAAAAAACAAGGUGGUCUGAAAGGAUUUAUCGAGAAAAUUCUACCAAAAUCAGGAAGCGAAGAGACAUACCUUUUCUCUAGUAUUUUCCUGCUGUCUAUUGGCAUUGUAUAA